UCAAAUCUUUGCGACUGUUCCUUCAAAAACAAAAACAAAAGCAAAAACCCUAGAGGCUGUUUACAAACUCUUUUGAGUCCUUUUCAACCUGUCGUUUUCGUUAUUCUCCAAGAAGGAAAAUAACCUGUGUCUCUAGCUUGUUGAGCUUGUUUUCCUAUACAAGUAGUCAUGACUAUGAGAUCUCGAAAAACUGGAGACAAAAUCGUCCUUGAUGGAGAAAAUCUCUUACCGGAGUCAAAACGCAAUCAGAGAAGAUGGAGGAUGGCUUACACGGCCAUAUACUUCACGAGGCUUCUUGGUUCUUUGUCCAAGACGGCUCUUGGGAGUCAGACCAAGAUCUUGCGUUCCCUCUCCUACAUUGCUCUUGACGUUCGUGAUGAUACCCCGGGUGAGGACCUUGUUUCUCUGAUUAAUGUUGAUCAGAGAACACUCGCAGAUAUGGUGAAAGGAAAGAACCUUGAAUCUUUGAAACAACUGGGAGGAGUUACACAAGUUGCCACCACAAUUCUAGAAACUGAUGUCAAGAAUGGUGCAAAGGAGGCUGGUGUUGCGCAUAGAAGGGAUGUUUUUGGUGCAAAUAGGUUUAAGAAGCCUCCUGCGAAAAGCUUUCUAAGCUUUGUUGUUGAAGCAUUCAAGGACAUGACCAUAAUUAUUCUUUUGGUCUGUGCUAUCAUGUCUCUGGGAUUUGGUAUCAAACAGCAUGGCCUGAAAGAAGGAUGGUAUGAUGGAGGAAGCAUUAUUGUUGCUAUAAUUCUUGUUAUUGCUGUCUCCUCUGUCAGCAAUUUCAAGCAAUCCAAGCAAUUUGAGAAGUUAUCUGACGAGAGCAACAAUAUAAACGUGCAAGUAGUGAGAGAUGGAAGGCACCAUCAUUUAUCAAUUUUUGACGUGGUGGUGGGGGAUGUGGUGUCUUUGAAGAUAGGGGACCAGAUACCUGCUGACGGGAUGUUCUUGAAUGGUUAUUCUUUGAAGGUGGACGAAUCUAGCAUGACUGGUGAAAGCGACCAUGUUGAGGUGAAUGGCAAGAACAACCCUUUCUUGCUCUCUGGUACAAAGGUGACUGAUGGCUUUGGUUUCAUGGUUGUUACAUCUGUUGGCAUGAAUACAGCAUGGGGUGAGAUGAUGAGUUCAAUAUGUCAUGAUUUGGAUGAGCAAACUCCAUUGCAAGCCCGCCUCAACAAGCUCACUUCUUCUAUAGGGAAGGUUGGAUUGACAGUCGCCGUCCUUGUUCUUGCGGUUCUGAUGAUAAGGUACUUUACAGGAAACACUAGAGAUGACAAUGGUCGCAAAGAAUACAUUGGGAGCCAGACAAAGUUCAGUGAUGUGCUGGAUUCAGUUGUGGGCAUUAUUGCUGCAGCCGUGACUAUUGUCGUGGUGGCAAUUCCGGAAGGUCUGCCACUAGCUGUAACUCUAACUCUGGCUUACUCUAUGAAGAGAAUGAUGAAAGAUAAUGCCAUGGUUCGUAAACUCUCUGCUUGUGAAACAAUGGGUUCAGCCACAAUAAUCUGCACAGACAAAACAGGCACUCUUACUUUGAACCAGAUGAAGGUUACAGAAUUUUGGCUUGGGAAAGAGACAACUGAUGGUGAUUCUUUAACUGAAAUAGAAUCAGAGGUCUAUCAGUUACUACAAGAAGGAGUUGCUUUAAACACAACAGGUACUGUUGACAAAUCACAUGCUACUUUAGUUCCUGAAAUUACUGGUAGUCCAACUGAAAAGGCAAUACUUUCUUGGGCUCUCUUGGAUUUGGGAAUGAAUAUCAAUGAAACAAAGGAAAAAUGUGAGAUAAUACACGUAGAAACCUUUAAUUCUGAGAAAAAGAGAAGCGGAGUAUUGAUGAGGAAAAACAAUGAGAAGACAAUUCACACGCACUGGAAGGGAGCUGCUGAGAUGAUACUAGCCAUGUGUUCAAAUUAUUAUGUCAGAAAUGGAGAACUAAAAAGCUUGAAUGAGGAAGAGAAAGUGCAGCUUGGGGCCAUAAUUCAGAGUAUGGCAUCCAAAAGCCUACGAUGCAUUGCUUUUGCCCACAAAAAAGUUGCAGAAGACAAUGGGCAGGCCUCUGAGAAGCUUCAAGAAAGGGGGCUGAGCUUGUUGGGCUUUGUUGGAUUGAAAGACCCAUGCCGACCAGGAGUUAGAACAGCGGUAGAAUCAUGUAAGAAUGCAGGAGUGAAUGUUAAAAUGAUAACCGGCGACAAUGUGCAUACAGCGAGAGCUAUAGCUAUUGAAUGUGGGAUUCUCAGUCCGGAACAAGACAUGGAGAAUGGUGCUGUAGUAGAAGGUGUGCAAUUCAGAAACUACUCACCUGAAGAGAGAAUGGCCAUGAUUGACAAUAUCCAGGUGAUGGCAAGAUCAUCCCCGUUUGACAAGCUUCUGAUGGUACAGUGUUUAAAGGAGAAAGGCCAUGUGGUAGCAGUCACUGGUGAUGGCACAAAUGAUGCCCCCGCUCUAAAGGAAGCAGAUAUUGGGCUCUCCAUGGGAAUUCAAGGGACUGAGGUGGCAAAGGAGAGCUCAGACAUUGUCAUAUUGGACGAUAACUUCAGCUCAGUGGUAACUGUGUUGAGGUGGGGGAGAUGUGUCUACAACAACAUUCAGAAGUUCAUUCAAUUUCAGCUCACUGUUAAUGUCGCUGCCCUAGCCAUCAACUUCGUUGCAGCUAUUUCUUCUGGUAAAGUCCCUCUAACUGCAGUCCAGCUGCUGUGGGUUAAUCUCAUAAUGGACACCUUGGGAGCACUAGCCCUAGCUACCGAGCAACCCACCAUUGAUCUCAUGGCAAGGACACCUGUGGGUCGAUCAGAGCCACUUAUUACCAAAAUCAUGUGGAGGAACCUCCUUGCUCAGGCUCUGUAUCAGGUUUCCAUUUUACUGACUCUGCAAUUCAAGGGAAAGGCCAUAUUUGGUGUGGAUGAAAAAAUUAAGAACACCCUCAUCUUCAACACUUUUGUCCUCUGCCAAGUGUUUAACGAGUUCAAUGCAAGGAAGCUGGAAAAGAAGAACAUAUUCAAGGGGAUACAUAAGAACAAGUUAUUUUUGGCAAUCAUUGGAGUUACGAUAAUUCUUCAAGUGAUCAUGGUGGAGCUUCUGAAGAAGUUUGCCAGCACUGAGAGGUUGAAUUGGGAACAGUGGGGUGCCUGCAUUGGCAUUGCAGUUCUGUCUUGGCCAAUUGGUUGUCUUGUGAAGUGCAUUCCAGUUUCUUCCAAGCAGCUUAUGGAUCCUAAAAACAUGUAGCCACCAAUCAUUUGUCCUUCUCUCUUACACACCCCCGCUGAAAGAUUUGACAAGAAAGUUUUAUAUAAAUUUAGAUUUCAAAGAUUAUUGUGAGCAGUUUCUUUUAUAGAAUAUGUAGAAUCAAAUUUCUGGAAAUGCUGAAUCUAGCCAUUGCAUUUAUAUCUUUAUAUUCUGCAUGGAA
Populus nigra (black poplar) is the source of this 3403-nucleotide messenger RNA. Its product is annotated as putative calcium-transporting ATPase 13, plasma membrane-type. NCBI's taxonomy places the organism in Eukaryota, Viridiplantae, Streptophyta, Magnoliopsida, Malpighiales, Salicaceae. The coding region runs from base 169 to 3222 and encodes 1017 amino acids. Gene Ontology annotation, molecular function: ATP binding; ATP hydrolysis activity; P-type calcium transporter activity. Gene Ontology annotation, cellular component: intracellular membrane-bounded organelle; membrane. The transcript has a single exon. Gene Ontology annotation, biological process: calcium ion transmembrane transport. The record is from RefSeq and is a predicted model, not a curated record.